This is a messenger RNA of Cynoglossus semilaevis (tongue sole), 3391 nucleotides long. It is a transcript of the gene gpat4, whose product is annotated as glycerol-3-phosphate acyltransferase 4. Gene Ontology annotation, molecular function: glycerol-3-phosphate O-acyltransferase activity. Gene Ontology annotation, cellular component: endoplasmic reticulum. Bases 771 to 2144 code for a protein of 457 amino acids. NCBI's taxonomy places the organism in Eukaryota, Metazoa, Chordata, Actinopteri, Pleuronectiformes, Cynoglossidae. Gene Ontology annotation, biological process: triglyceride biosynthetic process. The record is from RefSeq and is a predicted model, not a curated record. The transcript has 14 exons.
AUGAAUAGGGAAGUGAUGGAGGGAGGAGAAUAGGGCGGGCUGUUGGAUUAGGUAACACCGACAGCGUGUUCUUGUGUGCUCUGUCGGGUGGAGUUGAGCUUCAGUCGGCCAGUCCCUCUACCAAACAAAGACAAGUGAUGGUGUAUUAAACGACUUCAGGAACCGGUGCUGGACACAACGUGACUGAAGCUGUCCUGCUGCAUCAGUCGUCGGGAGGAGGCCUCUAACGUUAUCUGUAACCACUGAUAACACUCACGGCAGCAUCUCUUCUUUUCUUCAACAUCCAGAGAAGCUGAUCUUCAUGUAAUUUUGUAUGUUGCUGUGACAGUGAGCUGCAAAACCACUCGGCCAUCAGCUGCGCACUUUUUUUUAUUGUUUACAUCUGUGUCACCAGCGGGAGCAUUUGUUCAAACUGCAAACAUCCUCUGAAGCAAGGACAUGCCAUUAUUGCAGCUGUUUGAAAGACUUCAUGUUCCUAUUUCCUGGAAUUAAGUUCAGAUGAAGUCCAUGGACUAAUUUAUGCUGAAACUAAUGAAAUUCAAUAUAACUGUCCAAGAGCGCAAGAUCAAGAUGGUCUUUUAUCAUCAGACUGAUUUUAUGCUAGGCAUAAAUGGAUACACCAUUCUUUAAUAAUCUUAAUGAAGGCAUUUUUCUGACAAAAGAUUAGGGCGACAAGGUGCCCGGAGGUGGACUACUGUAUCUCCUCUGCCAUCUGCUCUGCCGCCUGUUUCCAACCUUUGUACUGACUAAGGGGGCUUUUCUACAUCAAGAUGGAACUUUUGUUUAACCCUUUUGACAACUUGGUUUGUAUCCUGCUGGGUAUCUCCUUCACCGUGUGGUUUACCCUGCUGCUGGUCUUCAUCAUCGUGCCUGCCAUAUUGGGGGUCUCUUUUGGCAUUCGACGUCUGUACAUGAAAUCAUUGUUAAAGAUCUUUGAGUGGGCCACACUCAGGAUAGAGAGAGGAGCCAAAGAGAAGAAUCACCAAUUGUACAAGCCUUACUCAAAUGCAAUCAUUGCCAAGGAACCCACCUCGUUGGAGGAGGAGAUCAAGGAGAUCCGGCGAAGCGCUAGCAACAGAGACCUGGAUUCGGCCCCUGAAUUUGAGAUGUCUGACAUCUUCUACUUCGCUCGGCGAGGAGUUGCAAGCAUCAUGGACGAUGAGGUGACAAAACGGUUCUCUGCUGAAGAGUUAGAAUCCUGGAACCUGCUGACCCGCAGCAACUAUAACUUCCAGUACAUCAGCUUGAGGCUGACUGUGCUAUGGGGGCUGGGCCUGCUGAUCCGUUACGGUUUCCUGCUCCCUCUCAGGGUUACUCUUGCCUUCACUGGUGUCGGUCUCCUUGUGUUCCUCACCUCGAUUAUUGGACUGCUGCCAAAUGGAAGGAUGAAAAACCUUUUGAGUGAGAAAGUCCACUUGAUGUGCUACAGAAUAUGUGUCAGAGCACUGACGGCCAUCAUAACCUAUCACGACAGUGAAAAUAAACCCAAGAAUGGAGGCAUCUGUGUUGCCAACCACACGUCGCCUAUAGAUGUCAUCAUCCUGGCCAGUGAUGGCUGCUAUGCUAUGGUUGGUCAAAUUCACGGUGGCUUGAUGGGUGUCAUUCAGAGAGCUAUGGUCAAAGCCUGCCCACACAUUUGGUUUGAACGCUCAGAAGUCAAAGACAGACACCUAGUGGCAAAAAGACUAAGUGACCAUGUUCAAGAUAAAUCUAAACUUCCCAUUCUGAUUUUUCCAGAAGGUACCUGCAUCAACAAUACAUCAGUAAUGAUGUUUAAGAAGGGCAGUUUUGAGAUUGGUACCACAGUCUACCCUGUAGCUAUUAAGUAUGAUCCUCGAUUUGGUGAUGCCUUUUGGAAUAGCAGUAAAUUUGGCAUGGUCAAUUACCUGUUACGUAUGAUGAGCAGCUGGGCCAUCGUCUGUAGUGUGUGGUACCUUCCACCGAUGUCCAGAGAGGAGGAUGAGGACGCUGUCCAGUUUGCCAAUCGAGUAAAGUCUGCCAUAGCCAGACAAGGGGGACUGGUUGACCUGCUGUGGGACGGAGGACUGAAGCGAGAAAAGGUAAAAGAUACCUUUAAAGAGGAGCAGCAGAAACUGUACAGUAAAAUGCUAGUGGGGACCCAAGAAGACCGCAGUCGCUCCUGAAGGACAUUAGUGGAGGUCGACUAACUCAGAGACUCACUUGUGCUUAUCUGACCGUAAAGGCAAUCAACCAGGCUCAGUGUCUACACUCCUGGACCUGAACUGAGAGAAAAAAAAUCCCUCUGUGAUGUCAACAGUGCUCCAUUUGGCUUACUUUGUUACUGCCACAGCCUGACGUGUUUUGUGUGCAUUGCAGCUAUUGGUCUUAUUGAGUCUGUGGCCUUUUGUUAGGAAUUUGCUCAACAGAAGCCUUGCUUGCAUUAGGAAUUGAAAUGAGGAUUUCACAGGGAAAGGAUCAUCGUCUUCUUCAGUGGCAUACUUUUGUGAGAAAAAAACAUUAUCAUCACUUUUGGUUAAGUUUAUCUCGUUUUUUUUUUUUAAGUUUUAAUUUUUAAUUUUUUAAUGUCAUGUUUGUAUCAGUGUUGACACUUUCAGACCUCUUUCUGUGUGGGAUAUAGAUUGAUUUGUUGUUGCUAAAUCCUGUGACUGAGGUGGAUUUUUGCAUGAUUGGCAAAUGCCCACAAUAUAUGGGGCAUUGUGGCAAGUUCUGUUACAGUUAAAAUAUUGUGUUUUUGUUUUCCCAUGAAAAAUGGAAACUUGCAUUCUAAGGUUUGUUUUGUAAGGUAUUGUCAUGGGAGAUCAUCUCUUAAUGUUUUUGCCAGUUUCUUUGUUCUUUCCGCAGAAUGUGUAAAUCCUCACAUUAUGAAGUGGAACUUGUGCAUCACAGAAACUUAGAUGACGAUUUGUGGUCAGAAUGGAGAGUUUCUUGUUGAAGCUCAUGGUUUCAAAGGGAUAAGUGAUUUUAUUAACAAUUUAUUUGAGUUACUGUUAGCAUUGACCCUUCUAGGCCCAGGGCUUUUACAGAUAAUGAAGUAGUAUAAUCAUGAACGCGUUUAGGCUAAUGUUGCUCACACUAACUAACCUUCAGACAGCCACUCAAGUUAUAUUAGCUCUCUGCUUGUGCAGUGACAAUAACGCCCUAAUAUAUUUUAAGUAGACUCCAAAACAAUUUGUCUGAAUUUCUCCAUCCAUCAGUAAUCUGUCCUACUUGGCAGUCUCCACAAGUAGGUUUAUGAAAGAAGGGACAGAGUGCAGCUGUGGUUCUGACUCCUCAUCAAGUUGGGGAGCAAUGUGGACAGCCUUGUAGGCUCUUCACCAAGGCCCACACUCACUUUUUUUUUUAUCUUUCAGGGAUUGUUUUUGAGAUCAUGUCAAAUCUCUUCAUCAAAAUAAAUGUUUAAGAAUGUGAA